Messenger RNA from Drosophila yakuba, 3002 nucleotides. RefSeq lists its product as uncharacterized. The record is from RefSeq and is a predicted model, not a curated record. The transcript is spliced from 2 exons. Bases 1945 to 2823 code for a protein of 292 amino acids. NCBI's taxonomy places the organism in Eukaryota, Metazoa, Arthropoda, Insecta, Diptera, Drosophilidae.
GUACUGCAAAGUACUGUUCAAGGUUGCUUGACUGCCUUAGAACUGUCAGGCAUCAACACUGAGAACUGGGACUGCCUGCUGGUAUAUCUGUGUUCAUCCAAGCUCCCGAAGAUAACUCUCUUCUUAUGGGAGCAGGGAAAGCCGACAUCCCGACAUGGGUGGAGCUGAACACCUUCCUCACAGAACGCCAUCGAACCCUAGAGGCCAUCGAUGACGUGAGACCGCCCGUACCGAGUCAGUCGCACUCCAAGGCGAUGAAUUCAAGUGGGCCCUCUAAAAAAAUAAAUUCCUACGAGACGAAAGUGGCUCCAAAAUCCAAAAGUUGCGACUUGUGCAACAAGGAAAAAAAACUUGUCCGUGUAUGUCCGCGUUUUCUCCAAAUGUCGGUUGACGACCGGUCAGCCUGCAUUAAAUGGAAGCAGUUAUGCUUAAACUGCUUUGCAAAUGGACAUAAGCUUCGUGAGUGCAAAAGCACGCACAAUUGUUUUACUUGCCGUGGCCGCCGCCACACGUUGUUGCACCGAAACAAUCCCUUUUCCAGCAAUUCAAGUCCUUCAAAUCCUGCAAAGCCAAUUUCUGCUAAUCAAGCCAAUUUCAUUCCUAAUGAGAAGCUGGUGUUCAAAAUUAUUUCGCCACGGGCUAUUCUUCUUGGCACAGCCGUGAUCAAUAUUUCCCAUUUGGGUACUAACUUUAAGGCACGCGCCCUGAUCGACUCCGGAUCAUAGGCAACAUUCUAAUUAGAUUGCCAUUCCAGGUGAUUCAAGCCCAAGUCUCAGGCUUAAACCAAACUGUAGCAGCUCAGUCCAAGAAGCUCUGCAGUUUCACCAUCCGAUCUCCGACUAGGCCCGCAUUGCAGUUGGAGACGACGGCCUAUGUCCUCCCUCAACUAGCCGGAAAUCUGCCUUCCUACCCAAUUCCGCAAAAUUUCCUUCGGGACCUUCCCGAUUUUCCACUCGCGGAUCCAAAAUUUUAUGAGAGAGCACAAAUAUAUGUCCUUAUGGGAGCCGACAUUCUACCUUCGGUGCUUCUGAGUGGAGCAAAAACCAACAUCCGGGGGUCUCCCUUGGGGCAAGAGACCAUUUUCGGCUUGACCAUUCAAAUUCUGAAGUGGCGCUAUUUCCGAUCCGUGUUUAGCGCCGAUAUCGAAAAAAUGUAUCGGCAGAUCUGGGUAGAUCCAAAGCACACUCCAUUCCAACGAAUACUUUUCUGAAAUAAUAGAGGGGAAAUCAGAGAUUUCGAAUUGAAAGCAGUAACCUUUGGAGUUAAUUGCGCGCCUUUCCUGGCCAUCCGAGUACUGCAGCAUCUAGCAGCUGACGUAGACCUCAGCCAUCCAAAACCUGGCAAUAUCAUUCGAAAUUUCAUGUUGUUCAUGCCGAACAGCUGAGUCCGGUAUCCCGCCAGCAGAGCAUCGCUGUGGGCGGAAUGUUUCGGAAGUGGGACACGAAGCCGUUAUUUUAUGUGAAGAAAUUACUUGAAAAUAAUUACUUGUGUAUAUUCUGUAUGCAUCCUUUCCCUUUUAUGUUAUCAACCAAUCAUCAACUUUCCAAUAAAAGCACCAAAUAAAAAAUAAAAUUCGCCACCCAAACUUUCACAUACACAAAAACAUACAGACAUUCCAUGUAUGUUGGCCGAUCGAUGUACAUACAUAUGUCCAUUGCAUCUGCAUACAUUGCGUACAUGGCACAUACGCAACGUCGUACAUCUGCAUGGUCAUAGGGUGUUUCAUUAAUUGCCAAAACAUUCAAACCAUUCAAACAGACAUUAAUAUCAUCCAACAUAUGUACAUACAUAUAUUAAUGUUAUUGUUUACUUUCACAUACACGAAAGCUUCCACACACACAACAAUCACAGACGAUUUGUUGGACCGGCAGAUAAGAACCGGCUGCAGCCAACACUAGCGACGAACACAUCCACGAACAGAACCUCCAGCGCACCGCAUAUACAAUGGCCCCAGCGAUCCGCCACGAUGUAUACCGCUGUCGAGUGUGCAGGGGGGUUCAUCCAUUGAGGAGCUGCCAGCGAUUCCUGCAACUGCCGGCUGUGAAGCGGCUCCGGGCAGUCUUGAUUAACAAGUACUGCGCUAACUGUCUGGCCCACGAGCAUUCGGGCCGGUCGUGUCGCAGCAAAGCGAGGUGCCGCAUCUGCCGAGAGGCCCACCACACUCUGCUGCACAUCCGCGGUGAACAGCCAGGCUCUUCGAGGCCUCAACGGAAGCGUGAGCCACAAGCAGCGCUUCAGCCUCAACGGCGUCAGGAGGUGGGUUCGACCGGGUCACGACGCUCAGCCUCGCCGAUGGAUAGUUCCCCACCCCGCAGCUCAUUGUCAACGCCGACGGGCGCGCCUAGCUUGGUGCGGACGAGCGUCAGCAUCCUUCCGACCGCUGCCGUGCUCAUUGGGUCCGAGCAGAAGAGAUUCGAUGUGCGAGUCUUGGUGGAUCCGUGCUGCCCCGUGAGUCGCAUCCACGUCUCGCUGGUGAAGGCCCUCAACUUGGCCGUCACGGGCGUGGGCAACGAAAGGCUGUGCACCACCGAGAUUCGCUCAAAAACGUCCCGGAUGAGCAAACAGCUGCUGAUGCUGGUGGACGAGCAGAUGCAGAGCCGGACGCCGGCACAGCCCCUGGAUCCGAAGGUGCAGGACAUGUUCCACAACAUGAAGCUAGCGGAUGACCGGUGGUUCCACCCAGCGCUUGUCUCGGCUGUCCUUGGAGCAGACGUUUACGCCGACCUGAUGCUGCCGGGUAUCAUCGCGAGCCAGGACGGCCUGCCCAUGGCACAAAAUUCCAAGCUGGGAUGGAUUCUUUCGGGACGCUGUUUUCUGUCCUAAAUUUGCAAGUAUUCCUCUUGCAAGGGGGGGAGAAUGUUCAUGCCGAACAGCUGAGUCCGGUAUCCCGCCAGCAGAGCAUCGCUGUGGGCGGAAUGUUUCGGAAGUGGGACACGAAGCCGUUAUUUUAUGUGAAGAAAUUACUUGAAAAUAAAACCCCAAACGAGAAGGACGAACUCCAA